Molecule: messenger RNA, 2142 nt
Organism: Psammomys obesus (fat sand rat)
Lineage: Eukaryota; Metazoa; Chordata; Mammalia; Rodentia; Muridae
Product: amiloride-sensitive amine oxidase [copper-containing]-like
Exons: 4
Coding region: 13-2142 (709 amino acids)
Biological process (GO): amine metabolic process; response to antibiotic
Cellular component (GO): plasma membrane
Molecular function (GO): diamine oxidase activity; copper ion binding; quinone binding
Source: RefSeq, a predicted model, not a curated record
UGUGCCAGAGCCAUGGCGAUGGCACAAAGGAGCCUGACACUGGGCUGGGUGGCUGCCAUCUUGCUGCUGCAGAUGGCCGUGGCAGAGCACCUCAGGUGGACCUUGAAUGGCAGGCCCCGGGUAUUCUCGGACCUGAGUGUUUUCGAGAUGAAGAUUGUGCACGACUUCCUGAUGGACAAAAAGGAGCUGCAGCUGCAACCAUCCAGGACCCCAACUUUGGCCAAGAACUCAGUAUACCUCAUAGAGAUGCUGCUGCCUGAGAAGAGGGACGUGCUGGAUUUUCUGGACAAAGGAAAAAGGAGUCCAGUGCGGGAAGCCCGUGUUGUCAUCUUCUUUGGUGCUCAGGAGCACCCUCAUGUCACUGAGUUCGCUGUCGGGCCCCUGCCAGUACCAAUCUACAUGCGAGAAAUAUCUCCCGGGCCCGGGCGCUAUCCAUCCUGGGCAUCCAGACCCAUCUCCAAAGCAGAGUACAGCCUCAUCUACUGUGCCCUGAUGAAUGCCACGGAGCCUCUCCACCAGUUCUUCCUUGACACCACCGACUACUCACUAAAGGACUGCCUUGAGCAUUGUCUCACCUUCACGUACGUGGCCCCCCACGGCACAAAGUCUGGCCAGCGCCGCAGCUGGUUCAUCCUGCAACGCUAUAUGGCCGGCCACUUCCUGCAGCCCACAGGCCUGGAGGUCCUUCUGGACCACGGGAGCUCAGACGUCCAGGACUGGAGAGUGCAGCAACUCUGGUAUAACGGCAAGCUCUACAGCAGCGCGGAGGAACUGGCUCAGAAAUACGCCAGUGGAGAAGUGAGUGCGCUUGUCCUCAUGGAGUCAGGACCCAAGGACUCAGAGAAGCCCCCAGUCUCCUCUCUCUCCGGCACCCCGGUGGAAUUCCCCACUACUGUCAGCAUGGCUAGCCCCAGCGUGGCUGAGCCCCAUCUUCCCCGCUAUAACAUAGAGGACAACACAGUGUUCUAUGGAGACUGGCUCUUCUCCUACCGGCUACGACCCUCUUCCGGCCUGCAGAUCCUGAACGUGCACUUCCGGCGUGUGCGCAUUGCGUAUGAGGUCAGCGUGCAAGAGGCUGUGGCGCAGUUUGGAGGACAUAUACCUGCAGGCACUCAUACCAAGUACAUGGAUGUGGGCUGGGGCCCAGGCAGUGCCACUCGCCAGUUAGUCCGGGGCAUUGACUGCCCAGACACAGCUACCUUCCUGGAAGUCAUCCACCACUAUGACACCGACAAGCCAGUCUCCUACCCACAAGCUCUCUGCCUCUUUGAGAUGCCGGCAGGAAUGCCAAUUAGGCGCCACUUCAACUCCAACUUUAGAGCCGACUUCAACUCCAGUGCGGGGACGAAGGGACACAUGCUGGUGUUACGGACAAGCUCGACAGUCCACCACUAUGACUACCUUUGGGACUUCAUCUUCUACCCUAAUGGGGCAAUGGAGGCAAAGAUGCAAGCCACUGGCUUGGUCCAUGCCUCCUUCUACCAGCCUGAGGAGAAGAGCUACAUCUCUCAGUUGCACACCCACCUGUUCAGCAAAGUCCACACCCACUUAGCACAUUACCGUCUUGACCUGGACAUAGCAGGCAGCAAGAACAGCUUCCAGACACUGCAGAUUCAGGAAGGCAUCGCCAACUCUAAGAGCCUGAGACAGCAUGCAAUCCAAAACAACCUAAAGCCAAUGAAUUACUCACAGGAGCGCCAGGCAGCCUUCCACUUUGGAAAGCCGCUUCCCAAUUACCUGUUCUUUAGCAACCUCCACAGGACCCAUUCGGGCCAGAGGAGCACCUACCGCCUGCAGAUCUACUCCAAAAUCCAUCACGUGCGACUGCCAGGUUGGCAGAAGAGGCGUGGUGUCUCUUGGACCAGGUACCCCUUGGCUGUGACCAAAUACCAGGAUUCUGAGAGGUGCAGCAGCAGCAUCUACAGCCAAAAUAAUCCCUGGGAUCCCCCUGUAGUCUUUGAGGAUUUCAUUCGGAACAAUGUGAACAUUGAAGAUAAGGAUUUGGUGGCCUGGGUCACAGUGGGAUUCCACAACAUGCCCUAUUCUAAGAACAGUACCGACAUGGCUGCACCCAGGAACAUUGUGGGCUUUGUGUUUCGGCCCUUCAACUCCUUCAUGGCUUCUAGAGACACCCAGCUAUAA